Ixodes scapularis (black-legged tick) is the source of this 9417-nucleotide messenger RNA. Its product is annotated as ral GTPase-activating protein subunit alpha-1. The coding region runs from base 196 to 6171 and encodes 1991 amino acids. The transcript has 44 exons. Gene Ontology annotation, molecular function: GTPase activator activity. NCBI's taxonomy places the organism in Eukaryota, Metazoa, Arthropoda, Arachnida, Ixodida, Ixodidae. Gene Ontology annotation, biological process: positive regulation of GTPase activity; regulation of small GTPase mediated signal transduction. Gene Ontology annotation, cellular component: cytoplasm; nucleus. The record is from RefSeq and is a predicted model, not a curated record.
GUGGGUUGUGCCAGGGCUGUGCUGUGCUGUGCAGCUGCGCUUGUGGGUUGCUGCGCUUUUGCUCGCGAAGGGAUCCGCACCAGAAGCUAUUUCAUGCUGGCUCCCUUCCGUGGUUCGCAUGUUUGGACGAGAAUGCGUGACUGUUUGCCCCAUCGUCGAGUGGUGUGUGUGGUGCGACCGUGCGCGCGGUGAACGAUGUUUAGGCAGAAACAACACGUCGACGUGAAAAAGUCGGCCCAAAAAGUGCUCGAAGGCAAGAGGGACUCCGUGAGCCGCUUGAAACAUCUCCGUGUCUAUCUGGACAAUGUGGACACAGCAGAAGCCAAGCUUUUCUUCGAGCUCAACUAUAGCCAUAUUUAUUGUGCAUUCCAUGACGUCUUCACCUGCGUGGAGGGAUCCCUCAAGCAGAGGGUGCACAAGGCUCAGAAAGAAGAGCUAGAUAAUGUCAAGUACAUUUUCGAGCGGAUUCUUGUGCUGCUGCCAGAGCUGCUGGCUCGGCGAUGGCAGUGGCACAGCGUUCGCAUCAUCCUCUGCAAGUUCCUCCAUCCCGCAAAUUCUGCCAAGCUGCGUCGGGAAGGGAUCCGGCUGUUCCUGCUCUGGUACCAGAUCCUGGGGGAAGGAGCGCCCUCGGACGUCCACGCCAUGUUCCUCAGCCUGGUGCCGGGGCUGCUGCAGGGCUCUCCAGCGGCAUCCCAGGGUUCGGGGCGGACCCCCGAAUCUUUCCAGGACUCGACAUUCUACACGUCGGUGGACCAGGACUCGGGGCCCGUGGUGCCGGGAGACAUGGGGCCCCUGCUGCUUCCGCAGAGUGGGGAAUCUCAGCCGGAGAACGCCACCGUGACCUACCUCGAGUGCCUGAUGGAGUUCAUGGUCACACAGGUGACGAAAGUGCAGUGGGGGGACUCCCAAGAGUGGCGACAGCAGCGAUGUUUCGAGUUCCUCUUCGAGAACUUCAAGAAGCACUUCCUACCCCACAUCUUCCCCGACUUCUGCUUUACGAACAGCAUAUACAAGCCAAAUCUAGAGCUGCCAUCGCUCCGCCAAGACAAGAAGAUGGCCGCCCCCGCGGAGGCUUCGGCAGUGCCCCCUCAGUGCCGCAGCGUGGUGGUCCAGUGGAUCGUCAACUACACCCAGCCGGCCAAGCUGCGCAAGGAAGACGUGCAAGCCGCCGCCGCCGCCAGGAAGCAAGAGCUGGCAGACUGCGGCGAGCGUUCUGCUCUGGUGGCGACCGGGGGUGGCGCCCACGAAAGCCAGUCUGGCUCGUCGUCGUCCUCGUCGUCUGCGGUGCCCUCGCUCUCCAUCGGCAGCCUGUCGGAGCGGGACUCUGACGGACAGCUGCAGCAGACGGCGGCGCAGGCGGAGCACGCCUCUGCAGGACACCGCAGCCUCACCCAGACGCAGGUGGUGCGGAACGUGCUGUACUCCAAGCGAGAAAACGUGAACCUGGUGCACGAGGUGCUGAGGCAGGCCUUCCUGGCACCCUUCUCGCAGUCCCACACGACCAAGAACGUCAUCUACACCUACCGGGACUGGAUACAGAUGGUCUCUCCGGAUAUGCCACCAUUUCUCGUGGACACCGAGGGUCGGGAGACGAAAGACGACGCCAGAAAUGCCGUGACUGAGAGCAACUGCCAGCCUCCCAAGGGUGCAGCGCCGGUGAAGCGAGAAAACGUCUUGGCCGGGGUGCAGAACGUCUACCAAGUGUUCAUCACCAACGCUGCCAACGUGUUUCUCCUCGAAGUGGCGACCGAAGAACGGACGCUCCUCGACGAGCAGGUGGAGUUGUGUAAGCGUGUGAUGAACAUCUACCGUUACAUGGUCAUGAAGCAGCACAUGGAUAAGGCAACAUGGGAACAGCUGCUCGUGGUUCUGCUGCGCGUCACUUCGCUCGUGCUUAAGACGACGCCUCCCUCGCGCAAAGAGGAGGUACUUGGAGGCAGGCUGGCCCCGGCGCUUUUCCAAACGCUGAUAGUGACGUGGAUCAAGGCCAACCUACACGCCACCAUUUCGUUGGAGCUGUGGGACGGGUUUCUUAACGUUCUCUCAUCGCUAACACAGUGGGAGGAGCUGAUACGAGAAUGGGCGAAAACGAUGGAGACACUUACACGCAUCCUGGCCCAACACGUGUACCGGCUCAACCUGGCAGACCUGCCGCUGCAGCGGCAGCAGCAGCACAGGAGGAGACGGGGCCUCAAGCACCACCACGCCGCCUCCAACCCCAGUGCUUCCGGCGCCACGGCAAAGGCGGAGACUGGGCGGGGGGACAACACCGGAGGCGGCGGAGCCGGGAACGCCACUGCGGGCGGCGCCGCCCACGUCAACGGGGUGGCACCACCCUCGCACCGAGCCUCACCUUCAUUGGCAGACUCGCGGGAGGGAAGCCGCGAGUCUGGGGUACCACCCUCUCCGCGGUUGCGAACCGGCAGCGUCGGGCAGCGUAGCUGCAGGACGGAAGACGAGGAUCGAAACGCGGACCGGGCACGCUGCAACUCCGGGGAUAGUUCUCUACCGAGCCACCAGGGUGACAGGGCGUCGGAGAAGCCACCCCUUGUCAUCAGGUGUUAUUCCGACGGCCAUCUGUUGCUGCACAAAGUCGAGCGGCUGCGACGAAAUCACAGGGCACGGGCUUUUCCAGCUCAAGACAGGUUUGACAUUGCGUCAGUGUCGUCCGACUCGAACGUUCAGUCGGACAGUCGCCAGUGUCCGCUCACGAGGAGCAAGUCUUUGGAUUACUUGUCCCUCCGAGUGGAGUCCCCGUGUAUGUCGCACGCAUCUGAGUACCGCAGCCGGUCGCCAUCGCCAACGCCAUCUAGUGGCCUCGAGAGCACCAGCAUCAAGGACUCGCCCAUUCAGAUCGACGUGCUCGGUGCCAGCAGUGACAACGCCUGCAACGCUGGGGAUGCAGACGUGCCACCUGGUACGGAUAGACGUAGUGUCCUGGCCGGCGGCGGGGUCAAGGGUUGGCUCCCCGAAGUGGCGGUGGUCCUGUGGCGCCGCAUGUUGGGCGCUCUGGGCAACGUGAACGCCAUACGCGACCCUGCCAUCCACGCCCAGGUCAUGGAACAUCUCAUCGACCUUUCGGAAACCCUCGUCAAGAUGCGGGAGAAUCUGGGAGUCACCGAGGACAACACAGCCACACCGCCGCCUCCCCAACUGAUCCCUCCACUGCUGCUCAUUGCACCCUGGCUCUUCGAGGCCCAGGGUCUUCCGGAGGGCUACGAGCGGGGCAAGCUGUUGGCGCUGCGCCUCCUGUGCUGGCUCACGGUGCGCCGUCACGACGUGCCCCUCUCCUUCGACCUCCUUGCCCGGUUCUACAACGUCCUCCACACCGGCCUUCUCGGAGAGGAUCAGAAAGUGAUCAACGCCAUUGUGAAGUACUGUGGGACCAAGUUCUUCGCAAGCAAGCUCCCAGGCCACACUGUGCUACUCCUGAAUUUCGUGCAUGGUGCGGGCAGCGUCGUUAGCUCGAAUGUCGUUAAAGGGAUGCCUCGGGUGGAGGCCGUGACCCUCUUGGGCAGCCUGGUCUGCUUCCCCAACAUCUACCGGGAGUUGCAGGUGCUUCAGUGCCAGGUUUCCGAACCCCCAGCACUGACCUCGCUCACGGACGUCAAGGAACGCAUCCUAGGCCUGCUGUUAAAGGCGGGCAGGUCUGACCCAGACGGGCUUGCCAGGUGCAAUGCCCUGUGUGCCUUGGCGAUCUUUGCUUACGAGGAAUUGUCCCACCAGACCAACCAUCCAAGGACUCGGGAAGCCAUUGGAGUCCUCCUCAUUUCCAUCAGGCAUUACAACCCGGUAAUCGCGCAAGUCGCCGGCGACAACCUGCGGCUGCUCUGCGACCACGCUGCCUACCUCACGGAACACAUGGCCCAGGUGCCGGGGAUCGUCAUCGAGGUGAUUGCCGCGACCCUCCACUCCCUCCUCCCGACCAGCAGCGCCGACGUCAGGGAAGAAAGCAAAAAGUUGGUGUUGUCGCUGCUCUUUUGUCUGGCGGACUGGUGUAUGCACAUGGCUCUCCCCGUCCUGACAAGGACAAAGCCAGACGGAACAUCUCCACUGCUCUGCACCCUCAAUGUCCUGGAGCACGUGCUGACGGGCAGAGCACCGUCCGUCCAGCCGGACGUGGCGUCGCUACUGGUGACGCUCUGCCCCGGCACCAAGGUCGCCGACACGGACCCCCAGCCGGCCGAGAUUCAGCCGAGGACCCGGUCGUCCAACCCGGCCGGGAGCAACCCUGGGUCGGGAGGGGGCAAGAUUGCUCGCUCCAUUGCCAGUUUCGUGCCGCCCGCUGUGCUCCAGAGCGACUUGCGGAGGAGCGGCAGUGUCAAGCUGGCUGCCAGGAUGAUCCUGAGCCACCUCCUGCACCAGCUGGGCCACUUUCCGAUGGGGCUUGGGGCGGCCCAGCUAACAAGCCUGGUGGGGGAGCAGGAUGACGUGCCCGCCUUGCGGGACAGCGAACUCUCCAAAGAAGUCUUCUCGGCUCCCAACAUCCAGCUCUUCGUCCUCAACAACGCCGCCAUCAUCUCUCUCGUCGAGAUCCCCGCCCAGGAGACUCCUGGAGGGGCGGCGAGCGUGGGGCUGACGACGGGCAAGUCGCAGGUGCGAGCCAUCGUUCGCGACCUGAGCGGCAAGUUUGCCUGGGACUGCCUCACCCUGUACGGGCCCCACGGGUGUCGCGCCGGUUCCUACCCGCCCGGUCCAGUGCCGGACCCGUGCCUGCACUACACAACGCAGCGGCAGCGCAACCCCGAGCUGCAGGAACAGCAACAACAGCAGCAGCAGCGACAGGGCGGAGACUCUUCGGGAAGGAGAAGUCCCCUGCAUAGGCCCCCCAACCUGCUUCCGCUGCUGGACAACACGCAAGAGAACUACGACAACUUGGACGACCUGCUGCAGUACGUGGGGCACACGAGCCCGGAGUGCGUGCAGACGCCGUGCCAGCCACUCAACUCCGCCCCCAAGGCAACGCAUGAGCUGGCGGGCAUCCGGGAGGCGGAGACCAUCCACUUGGUGCUCAGCCAGCACUCCCAGGAGGGUCACCACACCGCCAGGGCCUCCUACAGCCCCGAGAUGUUGGCCAGAGCGGCUACUCCACCCAAUCCGACGGAACCCCUGUCGCCGUUUCAGUAUUCGAGGCUACUCCUGGAGAACUUCAACUUCUUUGCCUGGGAAAAAAGGCCAAAGUUUGACCUGGUGAAGAAGAAUGAAAAGCUGCUUCGGGAGUUGAGGAACCUCGACAAUCAGAUGUGCCGGGAAACGCACAAGAUAGCAGUGAUAUAUGUUGCCGAAGGUCAGGAGGACAAGAACUCCAUCUUUAUGAAUAGCUGCGGCAGCCGUGCCUUCGAGGAGUUUGUCUCGGGCCUGGGCUGGGAGAUUGACCUCGAGAUGCACACGGGCUACAAUGGUGGACUAGAGGCCAACCGCAGCACUGGCAGCACAGCGCCUUACUGCGCCACCUCUUUCAUGGAGGUGGUGUUUCACGUGUCAACCCGCAUUCCCGCCAUUGAGAAGGAUUCUGUCACCAAAAAGCUGCGUCACCUUGGCAACGACGAGGUGCACAUAGUGUGGUCGGAGCACACGCGGGAUUACCGCCGGGGUAUCAUUCCCACCGAGUUCUGCGACGUGCUCAUCGUCAUCUACCCCCUCGGAAACUGGCUCUACCGGAUACAGAUCAACCCCAAGCCGGAGGUGCCGUUCUUCGGACCCCUGUUCGACGGUGCUAUUGUGGACCACGUCGUUCUGCCGAGGCUGGUCAGGGCGACUGCCAUCAACGCGGGGCGGGCAGUCAACUCGCUCAAGCCCAUGUUCCGCACUUACUACGAGCAGCGAGCUCAAGCCUUGGAGACGAUUGUGCAGAACUACAAGGAGCCGACGUCAUUCGAGGAGUUUGCCUCCAAGGUGCUGGCACCGGCUCCGGCCAAGAGCCCCCUCCAGCUCCGCAGAUCGGCCGGGCCGGCCGGAGCAGAGGGCGGUUCUCCAUCGAUGGGAUCGACGUUGGCGGCGGCACUGCUGGACAGUGACAGCGGUUCCUCCCCGCACCUCCACCACCACUUCCCUCGCCCUCGACCGGCCACAGUGUCCACUUCCGCCGGCGAGCAGGGCUCCUUUCCGUUCACAGAUCAACAAGCCAUGUCUGCGUCACAGAGCCACAGUUCACCGCCUGUACCGAAUUGACUCUGUCGUGGGCACCAUUCAGUUCUUCACCCCGUUCUGAUUUUUCCGCUUACACACGAACGACUGAUUUUUUUUUUUUUUUACAUUGUUAUCGAGGUUGACACGCCUGUCCUGUAGUAGAGAUCGGCGUGUCCAAACUUCACCAAGGCCAUUGUUAAUCCUGUUACUGCGGUUGUCAACUCCCUUCGUUGACGGCAGCAAGUUUGUGUUUUUCUGGCACGAGCCCUCGGAGCCUGCUGUGCGUCCACUAGAAUGGCGCGCAUCUUCUGUUUCUCUUCUGGAAAAAGGCGCCGAAUGCUCUUUCGUACGUGGAACUGUGAUCAUCGGAGCUUCGUUUUUUUUUCGACAGGUUAUUUUGGUACAGGAAAGUGUUUUGUUUGGUGGACAAAGGAGUGGAAGGGUGCUAUGUUCAUGGUGCUGUUUCUGCAGAAUCUUCUCUUCCUUCCUUUUCUUUUUUAUUUUGCGUGCGUGUGCAUGUCUGUGUACAUGUGUUAAGUUAUUUAGGUCGAGCACAAACGUUUCCUCUUUGGUCCUUCGCAUUUUUUCUUCCCGCAAUUCAGCAUGUCGAGAAACGGUGGAGCGUGACGUCGUGUAACCGAGGCAUUGGAUCAUUUCAUGCUAGUAGUCACAUACUAGUGUCACAUAUUCAAAUCAGUUAUGUGCUCUCCUGCUUUGCUUAAAGGGUAUUUUCGUUCUUUUAUCAUUUGAGGUCUUGCUUGUUGCUGACAGAGAUUGUUGCAUAUUCUUUUGUGUUUGGUCUGCCCUAAGCCUAAGGCUUUUUUCUUCUCUUUCCUCUUGUCUAGUUGGUUGACGCGACACUCCUUUGCUUUUAGCCUCGCAUCAGAGGCUCAUUUGGGCUUCGCGAACGAACGGGACAGAUUUUUUUUGCCUUCUAUUCUCCGUUUCGCACCAAGUCCAACCGUGGCCAAAGCUACAUUUGGUCUUGAUGGAGUCAAUCCAUCAGCAGAAAAAGUGCACUGUCGCGGCGGCGGCGUCUUUGUACAUCUGCUAUGACCAGGUAUAAAACAAUCAUGUGCAGAAAGAAUUGCUGGAUCGCAACGUGUUCACUGUGCAUGAUUAAUUUGGCCGGCGAUGGCAAACACUAGUCAUGUGCGAAUAGUGGAUUUCCAGUUUGAAGUGAAUAGCAGUUUAGGCCGAAUAUUUUCUAAUCAAAUAUCAAGUAGUUUCUCUGAGCCUUUCACAACUGUUGCACCAUGCUUAAAAGGAAACCCAGCUAAACUCGUGAAAAUUUUUCCCAAACUUCUCUUUGUCCAUUUAUGAGCUCAUUUUCAUCCAACUAGGCUGUGACCUCAAAAAGUCUGGUUCCUUGGGAUAGCGAGUAAACGACGGAUUUAACAUCAAAUUAAACCUAUAGAGGUGGCCAGCUAUACCUAAUUGAGGAGAUUUAUAAAUCUUGCUAUGUGCAAAUAUUCUUUACUCUCUCUUGAAUUAAAAAAAAAAAAUGUUGUGAAUGAUUAAUGCUGGUUUUUGGGGCAUCUCUGCCUAACGUAUACUCUUGCAUGACGGCCACAGUUUAAUUUUGAAAAUUUUGCUGCAAUGUAGAUAUCGACAUUCACAAAGUUUCUGGUUUUUUUUUUUUAAUAACACCAGGUGCGUGUGUGCACCAUUCCAAUCGAAAGUGUGCCUUUCUCGAAAACACGCAACUGCAACGUUGUUACCUUUCGAAGUGCUUGUCGCAGCGGGUUACUUCGUUGAGCGCGCUUCUUACCAAGCUUCGUCGCACUGCGGAGAAGCAAGACCCGCGGGGCUCGCGUUUGCAGGUGUUGCUUCUUUGCGGUGCACCUGUGGUCAGUGAGAAGCUUGCUCGACGUGGCUAACCCACCGUGAUCAGCUUUUCAAAAAAUAUAAAUGUUGCGGUUCAUCUCAAAGCACGUAUCGAAUAGCGUAUUAUUCGAAACCAUUCGAAAUUUCGAAUAUUCGUGCAACACUGGCAAACGCACAAAGACGGCGAGCGGUGCGAUGACACCCUUUUGCCGCCGCUCGAUUGGCUCCAUCGGAUCCUGGCAUUGGCUGCAGUCGUACUUAACGCCAAGCGGAGUAUAGUUUUAUUAUCGAGACAUGCGAGUCGAUUUGUUUCCCUCCUUUAUUUUACAUGUUGCCAUUAUCUGACCUAUAGUAUUACAUACUCAAUCCAGAAGAACACGAAAAGGGGCCAAGUUUGUGUGCGUUUCUAACGUCCGUGUAUUUUGGUGGAACUACCGCCGUGCACAGAGCACCAGUUCUGUACAGCACCGCCGGGUGUACUUAACACACACCGCAGUCAUGGGGACGUCUCUAUCGCUUCUGGCGUACGACGACCACUGUACAUAAUGUAGACUGCUCGUCCGCCGCGAGCAACGUCUGAUCCACUUGCACGGUUGUUUCAACCCGUCGGAGAAAGACGUUUGUGUGAGCUCGCCGACGACGGACAUAUUUUUUCGUGUCUCACCGUUCUUUUAAUGCGCGGACAAGCCUCGUUCGCGCGUUCACGGUGCACCGCACGCUCUUCCCCCAAGGGUGCGAGUUCGAACUCCAAUCUCCCUGAGCCGUGUCUUUCAGAAGGAGCGAAUGAGAUUGUCCCAGAGUUGCCAGCUCGUUCGAUUUGGAUCGCGUAACGUGCGGGUUAAGCGGUCCACACGUUUGUCUGGAACACCUUUCCUAAAGAGGUGCCAUUUUUCGACGCGAGCUUAAAGGGAUGUAUUUCUUGCGGUGGACGGUUUCUCUUUUCCAUACUGUACAUAUGUACUUAAAGCUCCGACGCUGUAAGUGGCGGCCCUUUAUUGUUUCAACUUUACGAUACCGGUUUUCGGACGAGACUAUGGGAUUUUCGAGGACGACUUGGCACAACCGAGACAUGUUGGCAAUUUGCGAGGGUGUUUAGAGCAUGCCUUCCAACUUUGAGUGGGUGCAAUGUACGCUUAAAGACUGUCUAAGGGCAAAGACGACCUUGACGUUUAGCUUGCGAGUCCCAGUCCGGUCAUCCGCGGAAGCUACGGUUCUGCCGUUUGUAAACGGAUGCCAUUUGCACAUAACUGUGUGUGAAUCUAAUGGAACACAUUCUGUACAUAAGCUUGUCCUGGCACAAUCCACUUUUUUUUUUUUUUUUUUUGUAAUUUAACAAGAUUGGAUGUAGCGUCGUACAAAGGAAAGCAGAGAUCCCCGGAGCGGAAUCUCGCUUUCAAAGUGGACAAGAAGACGCUCUUGUAUGUGCAAUCAAUGUGCAAUAAAAAUGCAGCGAUUGUCCGA